AUGGCCCUCCCAUUCCCUACUCGUCAACUUUACUACAACGGUCAGGCGCAGGUCGCCUCGUCCGGAAAAACUUUCCAGACUAUCAACCCUGCCACAGCAACCCCUCUGGCCGACAUUCAGGUGGCCUCUCCUUCUGACAUUGACUCCGCUAUUAACUCUGCAGACCGUGCAUUCCCCGCUUGGUCGCAAUCUCCUCCUAUUGCUCGGGCUCGUAUUCUCCAAAAGGCCGCUACCCUUCUUCGGGAGCGCAAUGAUGAGAUCGCCCGCGUAGAAACCUUGGAUUCUGGAAAGGCAUACACCGAGACAAGCACUGUCGAUGUGGUCACUGGCGCAGAUGUACUUGAAUACUAUGCCAAUUUCAUUGGUGGUGGUGGUCUGAAUGGUGAGACCACACAGUUGCGAGAGGAUGCGUGGGUUUACACUAAGAAGGCUCCGUUGGGUGUCUGCGCCGGCAUUGGUGCUUGGAACUACCCAAUUCAGAUUGCCCUGUGGAAGUCCGCUGCUUGUCUUGCGGCAGGUAACACAAUGGUAUACAAGCCUAGUGAAUUCACCCCUCUCCACGGUCAGACUCUCGCCGAGAUUUAUACUGAGGCGGGUUUGCCUGCUGGUGUCUUCAACGUGAUCAACGGCGCUGGCGACGUUGGUGCUUACCUGACCAGCCACCCUACCAUUGCCAAGGUGUCGUUCACCGGACAGGUGUCGACCGGUAUGAAAGUAGCAGGCUCGGCUUCAGGCAAUAUGAAGUAUGUCACCAUGGAACUGGGUGGCAAGAGUCCUCUAAUUGUCUGCCCCGAUGCGGACUUGGAGAACGCUGUCGAUGGAGCCAUGAUGGCCAACUUUUACAGCACCGGUCAGGUCUGUACCAACGGCACUCGGGUAUUCAUUCCACGGUCCAUGAAGGCCGCCUUUGAAAAGCGUCUGUUGGAGAAGAUCCCUUUUGUGCGGGCUGGCCCCCUCUUUGACGAGCAGACCAACUACGGUCCUCUGAGCUCCGCUGUGCACUACGAGAAAGUGAUCUCGUACAUUCGCCACGGUAUAGAAACGGACCGGGCCACUCUGCUCUGUGGUGGUCCUGAGAAGCCUGUCGUGCCCCAAGACCUGCAGGCUGGCUACUGGGUCAAGCCCACCAUCUUCACCGACUGCACCGACUCUAUGCGUAUUGUCAAGGAAGAGAUCUUCGGGCCUGUCAUGACUCUAUUAUUCUAUGAUUCCGUUGAGGAGGCCGUGAAGCGCGCCAACACCACCGAGUAUGGGCUCGCAGCGGGUGUCUUUACCAAGGAUCUGAACCAGGCCCACCGGGUCAUUGACCAGCUGCAGGCUGGUAUCACCUGGAUUAAUACCUGGGGUGAAAGCCCGGCAGAGAUGGCUGUGGGCGGCUGGAAGAAGAGUGGCCUGGGCGUGGAAAAUGGUCGUCGGGGCAUCGAGGCUUGGUUGCAGAACAAGAGCACUCUGGUUGAUAUGAGUGGGGCUGUUGCGACUGUUUUUGCCAAGCUAUAA
Messenger RNA from Penicillium odoratum, 1497 nucleotides. Its product is annotated as betaine-aldehyde dehydrogenase. The transcript has 2 exons. Gene Ontology annotation, molecular function: aldehyde dehydrogenase (NAD+) activity. The record is from RefSeq and is a predicted model, not a curated record. Lineage: Eukaryota; Fungi; Ascomycota; Eurotiomycetes; Eurotiales; Aspergillaceae. The coding region runs from base 1 to 1497 and encodes 498 amino acids.